This is a messenger RNA of Dioszegia hungarica, 1374 nucleotides long. RefSeq lists its product as uncharacterized. Lineage: Eukaryota; Fungi; Basidiomycota; Tremellomycetes; Tremellales; Bulleribasidiaceae. The transcript is spliced from 6 exons. Bases 1 to 1374 code for a protein of 457 amino acids. The record is from RefSeq and is a predicted model, not a curated record.
AUGCCUGCCUCCCUGUCCUCCCUUGCUCCGGAAACGCUCGCCUUCAUCAUGACGUUCAGCGACAAUAAUACCGGUGCCUUCGCUCUCGCCUUCGCUCGCGCCAAUAAGGCCUCACGAAGCUGCAGAUAUCGCCAUCUGGCGAUCAACGAUUCAUACAUCUUCGAGGUGACCCCCGCGGAACGUCUCGUCUCUGCAUACCAGGAUGACGACAAGCUCAUCACCCUCGCAAAUACGGUCUCUGCGCUGGCGACCCCGAGCCGGUGGUCUAUCGUCAGGGAGAUGAAAAUAGGCAGUACGCUCAAGAUGUCGCUAGCGGUCACCGUCCCCAAGAUCAUCCCGCCGGUCUCGCAGUAUGAUCGGUCCCUCCAUGUCUCUCCACCCCCUCAUAUGAAGACGACGAGGAGAUUGGCGGAGGUGCAAGCGCGAGGGCAUGGUACAUCCAUCGGUCACUUGGUAGCGCUCCUGGAUCGGUGCCCGGAACUAUCGCUGCUGUCACUCUGGUUUGAUCCCGAUCCGGGGGCUGCCCACUGCGUCGAUCAGCUCAUUACAGCGAUAGAUCGAGCACGGCCUCAGGAUUUCUACUGGCCCAACAUGGAUGAUGCGGGGUCCGAAGCGCAGUGUUCAGCCGGACCUGCGACCUCAAGCAGAAUGGUCACCUUGUUGUCGGACUGGACACUGCCGCCUGAUUUCUCAAAGGGGUCAAGCAAUGCUCGAAGCAUCUUCUUCGCGCGGUUCAACGAUAAUCAUAUCGUCUCCUCCUGGAAUACCACGUUGCUCGCCUCCACCGCACUGGAAAGCGUAUACCACUUAUGGAAAAUCGAUCAUCUCGAUGAUCUCGGUUUGUCAUCAUCGCUCGACGCCAUCGAAGUUGUGACUACACCGACCUUCCGAAUUCGGUCCCUGUGUCGUGGCGGGGGCGAGCUCCUCCAUGCGCAGAUUCGACUGCUACAGGUCGUUGUUGGCCAGACCCAGGAUAGGGAGUUUGACAGCGCGGACGAAGACGACCAAGAUGACAGGACGUAUCCGCGAACCAAGCGUAUCCUCUUCGUCGACCGCGGCCACUGCGACGAGAACGAAAUACCCUGCUAUGUCCGAGGCGCCAAUACUCGCAGUCCCUUCGAUCAGGACUACACCUUCUUCAACGCUCGGAAGGUCGAUCGACGCGCUCGUCUCAUCGGCUUCUCAUACCAUCCUCAUACAAUCUACCUCGUGAUCGCCCUCAUGUCCACCAGAUCUAAGAGGAUUGUGUAUAGCUGUGCAUGGUCUGCUCGAUCUAAUCAACGAGACCUCCGAGAUCCAAAACCUCCCGCCCGUACGGUACCCGUCGCACGGACUGUUACCGCCGGCCGGGGAAAGCCGAAAGAUCUGCCGUAA